Molecule: messenger RNA, 480 nt
Organism: Abrus precatorius (Indian licorice)
Lineage: Eukaryota; Viridiplantae; Streptophyta; Magnoliopsida; Fabales; Fabaceae
Product: protein FAR1-RELATED SEQUENCE 5-like
Exons: 1
Coding region: 1-480 (159 amino acids)
Source: RefSeq, a predicted model, not a curated record
AUGGAUGUCGCAAGGAAACCAACUAUAGGGCAAGAGUUUGAGAGUCUUGAACAAGUAUGGCGAUUUUGGUGUGAAUAUGGCAAGCUGUCAGGAUUUGGAGUCAGGAAACAAUAUUUUAACAAGCAAAAGGUAGAUGGUGUCAUUACGGGUUGCAGAUAUGUUUGUUGUAAAGAGGGACAUCAACAAGAAGAUAAAAGAAAACUCCAAGUCACAAAACAUCAACCAGAAACUAGAACUGAAUGUCUUGCAAGGAUAUCAUUGUCUUUGACAAACAACAACAAAUAUGUCAUUCGUGAGUUUGUUGAAGAGCAUAAUCACCCAUUACAACUUCCCGAAACAAUGCAUAUGCUUGCUUCACAUCGUAAUAUAACUGAAGUCCAAACUCAUGAAAUUGAUUUGCCUGAGGCUUUUGGAUUGCGACAAAAGGCAUCAUCUCAACUAAUGACUACACUUGCAGAACACCGAGCUAAUGUUGGGUAG